Phytophthora sojae is the source of this 369-nucleotide messenger RNA. RefSeq lists its product as hypothetical. The transcript has 2 exons. Gene Ontology annotation, biological process: tetrahydrofolate biosynthetic process. Gene Ontology annotation, cellular component: mitochondrial envelope. Gene Ontology annotation, molecular function: dihydropteroate synthase activity. The record is from RefSeq and is a predicted model, not a curated record. Lineage: Eukaryota; Oomycota; Peronosporomycetes; Peronosporales; Peronosporaceae. Bases 1 to 369 code for a protein of 122 amino acids.
AUGCAGGUCAGCCAGCAGUGCUACCUUGCCUCGGUACAGCGCACAACGCGCAGCAAGACCCUGCUUCAGCGACGGCGUCGAGCUGGGAACAGUCACCGCUGCGGUACAAAGGAUUUGGAGAUGAAGCGCGUUGGAGUGGACAUCAUCGACAUCGGUGGGGAGUCCAGUCGCCGCGGGGACAAGCCCGUGACACUGAAGGAGGAGAUGCUACGUGUGCUCAUCUCGGCUGGAUUGAACGACCAAAACAUGCUUGCUAUUGUCGCCAAGCUGCGUGUUCCGGUGGUGCUAAUGCACAUGCGCGACACGCCGCAGACGACGGCUGGGAUCAACGAGUACGACGACGUGGUCGCUGAAGUGGGGAAGUGUUGA